AUGGCUUCUGCUCGUAAAGAAAUUGGAAUCACAUAUGAUGACUUAUUGGCUUAUAUUGUUGUCAAUCCUAAUAAAGUAACCGAAAUUGAAGAAACCCUCGGAUAUGAGCAAUCCAUUGCUGGUAAUUUUCCUAAUGUAGCUUCCCUACAGAAAGAAAUUGAGGAUCUUAGUCUUAGAGCGGAAAGUGGUUUUAAGAAGGUACACCACCUUGUGGAAAUAUCGAGCCUUUCAUCAGGUUUUGUACCGGAAACUGAAUUGGGUAAAGAAGUAAUAGACAAUGGAACAGAAAUUACCUUCCCGCUCAACAUAACGCAAAGUAUUAAAGGACGUGCACUUGGAAGGUUUUCAGAAACACCUGGUAGAGAUGCAAGUGAAAAAGAAAUACAAGAUUACUUUAUGAGCGAAUGUUAUGAACUAGAAAAUUAUGAACCUAUAAAAAAAAAGCUUAAGCUUAUUGUUAAAGAUACACGCCGAUCACUGGUAUUAGGAACUCGGAAACCAGAUUUUGUAUUUAUUCAAAAAAAUACAAAUGUAGAUUACUUAAAUAUUAUGGCCGUUGGUGAGGUAAAGAAACAAUCUGGUGAAAACUUUAGCAACGCGCAAAUAGGACAAGCAAUAUCAUUUGGUGAAAAACUACUUCAACUUCAACCACGGCGAAGUUCUGUUUUAGUACUUUUGACAAAUUGUAUUAUCAUUAAUAUUUAUAGGGUGACUAGGGUUGAUUUUGAUCAACAGACCCGGUACAAAUAUGAAUUUGUGCCACCCCAGCCUUUAUUAUAUAACUCUAAUAGAAGUGACAAUGGAUGGAAAUACCUGGUAACAAUUAUGGAAAGCUCUCCUCAAGACUUGGGAUGGGUUGAACCAUCAUUGAAAUUUGGUAGUAACACUGUAAUACUGACUCGACCUAUUAGUAUGGGUAGAACAAGUGUUGUUUAUGAAGGAAAACAUAAUGGUAAAUCUGUGGCUGUGAAAAUGGCGAAGAAGACAAAUUAUUAUUCUUAUUUUGAUAGAGAAAGAAGAGUAUUGGAAAAUCUGUCAAGUUUGGAAUCACCUCAUAUUCCAAAAAUCCUUUUUUACAACGAUGAUACCCUUGUCAUGACUCCACUUGGUGAGAAAAUUAAUAAUUUGCGAAAGAAAGAUGUCAGAGAUAUCAUUACCACCCUCCAAAAUGUUCAUUCACUUGGUAUUAUACAUAGAGAUCUUAGGAAAUUCAACUUUCUUCGUAAUUUAAAUGAUUUAAAUAGUAAUAUUCUUAUUGUCGACUGGGGUUAUAGCACGAAUAAUUCUGAAAGUACCUUACCAUUUGCAGGGGCAUUGGAGUGUAUGCCGGACUAUGUCCUGCAAUCAUUAAUUAACGAGGAAGAGAUUACUUAUGAACCACAGGUUGAUUUAAUCUGUUUCGUGCGAUCAUUUUACCUAAUGCUUCAUAAGCCAUCAUUAACCUUUGGUAAAGAUGAUGAUAUCAAACAACGAGCAAGCGUGUUGUUAAAUUUCUGGAAAGAUUGUAGACGAUCAGAUAUAUGGGAUAAUGUUUAUAAUACAAUAGAAGCCUCAGACUACGAGCAAUUAAUUCAACAUCUUGAAGAAUUGUUUUAG
Messenger RNA from Rhizophagus irregularis DAOM 181602=DAOM 197198, 1596 nucleotides. Lineage: Eukaryota; Fungi; Glomeromycota; Glomeromycetes; Glomerales; Glomeraceae. The record is from RefSeq and is a predicted model, not a curated record.